This is a messenger RNA of Aplosporella prunicola CBS 121167, 328 nucleotides long. RefSeq lists its product as uncharacterized. Bases 127 to 312 code for a protein of 61 amino acids. NCBI's taxonomy places the organism in Eukaryota, Fungi, Ascomycota, Dothideomycetes, Botryosphaeriales, Aplosporellaceae. The transcript has a single exon. The record is from RefSeq and is a predicted model, not a curated record.
UUUUUUUUUUUUUUUUUUUUUUUUUGCCGCGACAGACCGCGCACAUCGUACAUUUCACAUGCGGCAUGCACCUCUCGGAUCCGGAAGGCGCAUGAAACUGCACAUUAUAGUGGCACCACCGUGCGAAUGCGACAAAGCAAUAGUCUGAUUCGUAAACUGCGCAGGCCGUGCCCGCGUUAUCCCAGCCGUAAGCCCAGCAUUCCUCAUCAGCCUUCUAAAAAAUCCGCCCCCCACCCCCCCGUUCGUUAUCGCGCCGUGAACAGUGUGCGGCCGUUGCAAUCGUCGAGAGGUCUCAGCUUGAGAGCAGCAUAGAUUAAACGGGGCAAGU